Magnolia sinica is the source of this 1536-nucleotide messenger RNA. RefSeq lists its product as uncharacterized. The transcript has 4 exons. Gene Ontology annotation, molecular function: nucleic acid binding; RNA-DNA hybrid ribonuclease activity. The record is from RefSeq and is a predicted model, not a curated record. The coding region runs from base 1 to 1536 and encodes 511 amino acids. Lineage: Eukaryota; Viridiplantae; Streptophyta; Magnoliopsida; Magnoliales; Magnoliaceae.
AUGAGCUUUGUCACUGACAAUGGGCUCUACUGUUACUGGGUCAUGCACUUCGGCCUGAAGAACGCUGGUGCAACAUACCAGAGGCUGGUUAACCAGAUGUUUGCCCGACAGAUCGGUCGAACCAUGGAGGUCUACGUCGAUGACAUGCUCGUAAAGAGCGUCAAAGCAUCCGACCACAUCGCGGACCUCGGAAAGACCUUCUCGAUCCUGCGAGAGUAUCAAAUAAAGCUGAACCCAACCAAGUGUGCCUUUGGUGUGGGAUCGAGUAAAUUUCUCAGUUUCCAAGUUAGUCAAAGGGAUAUUGAGGCAAAUCCUGACAAGAUUAGAGCUCUGCUCGACAUGAGCUCGCCCCAGACAAUGGAGGAGAUCCAAUGCUUCACUGGAAGAGUCGCCGCACUCGGUCGCUUUAUAUCCAGAGCCAUCGACAAGUGUCUCCCCUUCUUCCAACAACUGAAGGGUCACAAGAAGCAAGGUUAUGGUUCCAGCCAAUACCAGAUAUCUAAGUAUGGAGAAACUGGCCUUCAGUCUGGUCAUCUCUACUCAGAGGUUGCGCUCAUACUUCCAAGCACAUUCCAUUAUCGUCCUCACAGAUUCACCUUUCCGAUAGGUGCUGCAGAAGCCAGAACUAAAUUCACUGCUUCUAGUCGUGGGAUCGGAGACACCAAUCCAGAGGCAUCAUCAAAUUUGGAAGCAGCAUUAGUCAUUCCUCCAGCACCUCCUCUCCUCAAGAGCAUCGAGGCAGAGGCAGCGAGGAGGAGAGGGAUCGUUCUAGUCGCGCCCGACGCGACCAUCAUUUUGUACGCGAUCAGGCUCAGUUUCAAGGCAUCUAACAAUGUGGUAGAGUAUGAAGCCCUAUUGGCCAUACUCAGACUAGCAGCUAAUCUGGGAGUCCGGCUCCUUAAUGUGCGGUGCGAUUCCCAGCUUGUUGUGAAUCAAGUAUCUGUCGAGUACGAGGCCAAGGAAGCAAGGAUAAUAGCUUACUUGGUCAAAGUUCGAAAGUUGUCAGAGAAAUUCAGGGACUGCGUCAUCAGUCAAAUACCGAGGGUUAAAAACUCUUUAGUCGAUGCCCUCGCAAAGCUUGCCUCAACAACCGAGGGGCAAAUCUCGAGGAUCGUUCUAGUAGAGAUUCUUGAUAAUCCGAGUAUAAAUCGAGCCGAUCAAGAAAUGGUCAAUCCAGUGCAAGUGCCUACGACUUGGAUGGAUCCCAUCGUCAGAUACCUCACCACCGGCGAGGUCCCAGAAGAUGGGCUGGAGGCUCAGCGUCUGAAAGUCAGGGCAACGCGUUAUGUGAUCCUGAAUGACACAUUGUACAAAAAAGGAUACUCCCAGCCAUACUUAAGAUGCCUUCGUCUGGACGAAGCGAAGUACGUGAUCCGAGAAGUCCACGAAGGAAUCUGCGAAAAUCAUUCCGGUGGCUGUGCCUUGGCUCAGAAAGUACUUCACCAAGCGUACCUCUGGCCAACGAUUCGAGAGGAUUUCAAGAGCUUUGUUCAGAGAUGCGACAAAUGUCAAAGAUUCGAUGCCAUCCCGAGGUAA